AUGGGUACAUUACUUCCUGGAAGGCCUUUAACCGCUUUUGCGCGAUGCACUCGGCCAACGAGUAAUGUGAAUACCUCACGAUUUACCUCAACAUUGCAGGCACACGCGCAAGUGAAGGCUGCUGCAAGCUCCUUACUACCACCUCUCUCCGUUUUACCCACGCGUGUCUUGCUCAGAUCUCUGCUGGUCUCUACCAUAUCGUCGAAGAGAUUCCUCCUCAUUCCAGCGCUUUCGCUGUUGUCCUUCCUUUCCAAACCUAACAGGAUCUGGCUACUUGAUGUGGAUCGGAAUCCUAUUCUGCAUGGGAUAUUGAAGAAAACGUUCUACAAUCAAUUCUGUGCCGGAGAGAAUGGGGCAGAAUGCAGAUCCACUAUCCGGGAAAUGAAAGACAUGGGCUUCCGCGGUAUGAUUUUGACAUAUGCUGCUGAGACGGUAUUUGAUCAUAGUACUCAGGCUCAGCAUGGACAGGGAGUUGCUGCUUUGGAAAGCGAGCACGGGGAUGUGUCCACCAAUGCCUCGGUCUAUCAAUGUCCCAGCAUCGAAGCUUGGCGGGAAGGAACAGUUGAGACCAUCUACAUGACAGAGGCAGAAGACUACCUCGCAGUCAAGUUGACAGGAGCUGGCGUCAAAGUCACCGAGGCUUUUGCCGCUGGAGAGUUACCCCCGCAGCAGAUGAUGGAUGCGCUCCAUGAGGUCUGCACCACGGCCAAGGACCGAAAGGUUCGCAUCCUCGUCGAUGCCGAGUCUCAGCAUUUCCAAAAAGGUAUCUCACGGGUCGCGGUGGAACUUAUGCGCAAAUACAACCGCGACGGUUAUGCUACUAUCUACAAUACCUACCAGGCCUACCUCAAAAGCACACCAGUGACACUGGCCAAUGAUCUCACUACGGCAAAAGAAGAUGGAUUCACUCUCGGCCUCAAGCUCGUGAGAGGCGCAUAUAUGGCCACGGAUGAACGGUCCCUAAUCCACGACACGAAGGAAGACACCGACAACGCAUAUAAUAUGCUUGCCCAGGGGGCGCUCAGAAAAAACAUUGGAGAGUUUGGAGACAAGGGCAGCCGCGACUUCCCCUCGGUGAAUCUCUUCCUGGCCAGUCACAACAAAGAGAGCGUGGUGGCUGCCCACCAGCUCCAUAAGUACCGUGUCAUGUCUGGUUUGCCCACCGUGCCUGUGCGUUUUGCGCAACUCCAUGGUAUGUCUGAUGAGGUUAGCUUUUCGUUGCUUCAGAUGAAUGAUGGCGAUGGAACACCAGAAGUUUAUAAAUGUUCCACUUGGGGAGGUAUGGGUGAGUGUCUGGCCUAUCUUCUUCGUCGGGCAAUUGAGAAUCGUGAUGCUGUUCUGCGGACGGAUAGUGAGUAUCGGGCGUUGAAGACGGAGGUUUUUCGGAGAGUGAAGUCGGUGUUUUCUCUUUCGCCACCUUCAUAG
Messenger RNA from Penicillium robsamsonii, 1425 nucleotides. Its product is annotated as Proline oxidase. The coding region runs from base 1 to 1425 and encodes 474 amino acids. Lineage: Eukaryota; Fungi; Ascomycota; Eurotiomycetes; Eurotiales; Aspergillaceae. The transcript is spliced from 2 exons. The record is from RefSeq and is a predicted model, not a curated record. Gene Ontology annotation, molecular function: proline dehydrogenase activity; FAD binding. Gene Ontology annotation, cellular component: mitochondrion.